Trichosporon asahii var. asahii CBS 2479 is the source of this 951-nucleotide messenger RNA. RefSeq lists its product as uncharacterized. Lineage: Eukaryota; Fungi; Basidiomycota; Tremellomycetes; Trichosporonales; Trichosporonaceae. The record is from RefSeq and is a predicted model, not a curated record. The transcript has a single exon. Bases 1 to 951 code for a protein of 316 amino acids.
AUGAUCACUAUCGACGCCGCCUGCUUCCCCCACAUCCUCGACAAUGUGCUGCAUCAACUUCAUCUUUCAGGCCAUGACGCCACCCUGGCAUCCUGUCGUCUUACCUGUUCGGCGGUGAAGCGAACGAUCGACUCCCGCCUGCCCCGGCAUAGAAUCCUCUCGCCGAUAGACCCAGUCGCUCCUCCGCGCAAAACCUCACUUUGUGUGAACCACGAAACACUGCUCUGGAACAGCGACACGGAGGGCUGGCGACCAACGGCCAUAUCGGAGGUGGCCGAUUUGCACGUCACUGGGGACCUGUACUGGCCUGCACUCUCUGCCCCAGUUCCCGUCCUGCGUGUGUUCGACUACCGCGCUCUCCCUCCACCAAGCGGCGCCGAGACACUCAUCCUCUUCCCGGAUCCAGCAUACGUCGCGGAACAGGGAAAGUUGAACCGCGUUGUGGAGCUGUGCUACGAAGCCAGCAGGAUCGUGAUCAACAUGCACUACGACCACGCUCCUCCAGACUUUGCGUUCCGGUAUGCACCCGAGGCAGAACUAAGGAACUCGAUGUAUCGCCGCAUUGGAGUACUGGAAAAUCCACAAGAGCUCGUGCUCAUGUUCACGCCCACCGGCAAAGCACAGGACAACUUGCGGAUGAAGACGUUCCUUGAGGACUGGACACAUUCAGUCGCACUUGCUGUUCGGCACAAUCUGGCGCUGAACGUAGUGCUGAUCACAGAUGGAUGGAAAUGGUCGUGGUUCGUUCGAGAAGAGGACGAAUGUCUCCGCGAGAUCGAGGAUGAGUACGAACGCUUCGUUGCCGCAUUCAAGCGUCUCAUGCUGGUGUACCUUGAUCAGGCGCCCGAGACGGACCCAGAGUCUUGUCUCACCCGCAUCAGUUUCACCACUAUGGAGGCAUAUCAGUCUGAGGUCGGACCCCGCACGCUCAAGCUCAUGUGCUCGGAGUAA